Molecule: messenger RNA, 337 nt
Organism: Suhomyces tanzawaensis NRRL Y-17324
Lineage: Eukaryota; Fungi; Ascomycota; Pichiomycetes; Serinales; Debaryomycetaceae
Exons: 1
Coding region: 93-296 (67 amino acids)
Source: RefSeq, a predicted model, not a curated record
UUGACCACUACUUUCGCGAUAUAAUCAAUUUGAGACUACUUAUAAGUAUAUGUACUUGGAGUGUAGAUCAAUCUGUCACAUGAAAUCUACGUAUGUGGAGAUGGAGAUGGAUAUAUAUCUUGCAGCAUGUGAUAACCCACUUAUCCAACAGAAAAAAACCUGGAUAUGUCGGAAUCGUGGAUUGGGAAAAAUUAUCCAUUUUGAGUAAGUUGAGCCUACGCACAAUCUCAGGCGAUGCCCGGGGUUUAAGUAUCAAAAAGUAUUCUGCGGUUGAUUAUGCUCUUUCGGAGAUGUAAAAUGAGAAGGAUUACAUAAGUUCAGAUUUCAAUGCCUUUUU